This is a messenger RNA of Vigna angularis (adzuki bean), 1706 nucleotides long. Its product is annotated as putative transcription factor bHLH041. The transcript is spliced from 6 exons. The coding region runs from base 490 to 1608 and encodes 372 amino acids. Gene Ontology annotation, molecular function: protein dimerization activity. Lineage: Eukaryota; Viridiplantae; Streptophyta; Magnoliopsida; Fabales; Fabaceae. The record is from RefSeq and is a predicted model, not a curated record.
GACGAUGCAUAAUAAUAUAAGUAGUAAUACAAACAUAAUCAUCAUCAUGCAAAACCCUUAAUUAGCAACAUGGAUGCUGUCUUUGCCCUCUCUCAAGCUUCCAGAGCUCAUUUUCUCCGUUCUCUCAUCCAAUCUUUUGGCUGCACUUACGUUUCUCUAUGGCAACACUCACUUUUAUCCAAUUAUAUAUCUCUCUUUAUAUUUUCUUAGCUUCUACUCUUCACUAGCUAUCAUUUUUAUUUACUUUUCUUUCCACAGUCGUUUGUUCUUCCUUGAUGGUUUCUACAAUGCUCUCAACAACAAACCAACUUCUUCUCAAAGCCUUUUUCACCAGUAUAGGACUUUAACGGUUUGAUGUCAGUGAUGAGUGUGUUCCAGGACUUGCUUUCAAGAAUCAACUUCCCUACAUACAACUCAAACUCUCUGAUCUCCUACCACUCACAUCCACCCAAAUUCAAGCACAAUUCUUUCAAAUGUUGUUGAUCGCAGAUGGCUGUCUUCAUGGGGUGCAAAGAGGGAGAAAUCGAACUUGGCUUCUCCAACAUUCCUCAAGAUGACAUUGAGACAGCCCUUAAGAAUUUAUUCCCAGAAGAUUUCUAUAUGCGUUUCCAAUCAAUUGAUCAGAAUCCAUAUUCAUCGUCAUCAUCUUCUUUUAUAAUAUCAUCUACAAAUACCUUUAAUCAAUCAAUCAAUGUUCCGGGAACUUCCCACUCCAACUUCCCUGAUGUCCUCGGUGUGGCUUCCACACAACCGAUUUCUCACCAACCAUUGUCUCAAGUCAUUCCAUUUCCAAGCCAUUUACCGACACCAGAGGGUGAACAUCAAGAAAUGGUAAGAGCAUUAAUCCGAGUCCUGUCUUCAACUUCUCAGCAGCAGCUUUCCCAUCAAGUUUUGCCUCAUAAUUCUGUAAAACACCCUGGAGCUGCCGAUGUCGUGAGAUAUAUACCAGAUAUGACAAACCCAAAUAUAGAACCCCACACAGAUUUCAAUUUUCGCAGGCAAAACCUGAAGAAUACAUCACUAGUGAGAGAACGCAAUAGUACUGUUCAAGCAACCGAUCACAUCAGUACCCUGCAGCAUCACUUUCGUAUGAUAUCGGAGAGAAGAAGGCGUGAAAUACUCAAAGUGAGUUUUGAGGCACUUAGAGCAAUUCUUCCUCCGGAAACUAAGAAAAGUAAAGCGAUGAUCCUGACAACAGCAAAGGAGAGAAUAAUAUCUUUGAUGGCUGACAUUGAAAAGCUUAACAUGAGAAAGCAGCAGCUUAGGAAAGAUUUGUCAGGUGUUAUGAGUGAAGAAAACAAAGGUAGGACCCCUGAUGAAAGCUUGAAUGUUCGAGUUUGGCAUGUACCAGAAUCAAGUUCGUCAGAAGAGAAAAUGGUGGACUUAGAAGUGACAGUGAGAGAACAAAGCUGCGAAAAUGUAUUGAUUCUCAUAUUGAAAUUCUUAGAAAGGAUUCAGAACUUAACCUUGAUUUCCACGAAAACAAACCUCCAUACUACAGAAGGAGGGACAACCAUUAAUGUAUUAACCUUCAGGCUGAGGAUUAUUGAGGAUAACAAAUGGGAUGAAAGUGAGUUCGAGGAAGCAAUUAGAAAGACUUGUAUCUGACCUAAUACAUUGUCAACUCCACCAAUAAAUCCACGUCAUCAUUUCAUCUUUAAAGUUGUGUUUUGAAGGAGACUUAACGAAUGAAUUUGAAAAUUUUG